Messenger RNA from Chiloscyllium plagiosum (whitespotted bambooshark), 3500 nucleotides. The record is from RefSeq and is a predicted model, not a curated record. NCBI's taxonomy places the organism in Eukaryota, Metazoa, Chordata, Chondrichthyes, Orectolobiformes, Hemiscylliidae.
CUGCUGGUGUCAGAAGAAUGAAACGUUCAAUUGAACAAUAUAGGUUGUCAUGACAAUCUGGUGGUAACAUUUUAAGAUUACAUUUUUGAACCAGAUUCAUUUACUAAGUGAAUUUAACAUUCCUGGCUGGUGUGAUGGAGUUUGAUUUAAUUUCCUGGGGACCACCAACCUGUGUUUCUGGAUUUCCAGUUCUGAAACAUGGAAAAAUUGGUUGUGGGCUUUGGACAUUAUUCAUCUGGGUUCCAGAAAAUUUCUGCAAUGUCCCACUGGUAGUGUCUUAGGCUCAACUAACUUCAAUUGCUUUUUUUGAAAUCAGAGAUCUUCUGUCUAUCAUAAACGGGGAUGUUCAUCGAUGAUUGCACAAUGUUCAAUGCCAUCUACAACUCCUCAUGUAUUGAAGGAGUCAAUAUUCAAAUUCAGCAAAGCCUAAACAACAUUCAGACUUAGGCUGAUAAGGGACAAGUAACAUUCAUGCCAUACAAGUGCCAGCUAGCUCCAACAGGAGAUGAUCUAACUAUCUUCUCUUGACAAUCAAUGAUAUUAUCAUCAUUGAAUCCUCCUCUAUUAACAUCCUGUUGAUAACUAUUAACCAGAAACUGAUCCUGAUUAGCUAUAAAAAUACUGUAGCUACAAGAGCAGGUCAGGGACUGUGAAUUAUGAAGUGAGUAACUCAUUUCCUGGCUCCUCAAAGCACCUACAAUACACAAGUGAGCGUGUGAAGGAAUACACCCCAAUUACCUGAAUGAAUGUAGCUUUAACAGCAUUCAAAAAACUUGAAACCAUCCAAGACAAUAUAGUCCACAUGAUUGACACCUCAUCCCCCAUGCUCCAAUUUAAACAUUUGCUCCCUCCAUCACCAAUGGACAUUGGCAACUGGCUGGAUUAUAUACUAUAUGCAUUCAAGCAACUUUCCAAGGUUCUAUCACCAACACCUUCCAAACUGGUGACCUCUACAACCAAGAAGGACAAGGGAAGAUGGUGUGUGGGAACACCACCAGCAAGUUUUUCUCUGAGCUGCAUUCCAUCCUGUCUGUAAGUUGUGUUUCCAUUCCUUCACUGCUGCUGAAUAAAAAUCUUGGAGCUCCCUUUCCAACAGAGCCAGUGGGAGUCUCUAUAUUGGAUGGAUGCGGAGUUAAGACAAUGGUUCACUGCAAUAUUCUCAAGGGUAAUGAGUGAUGGACAAUAAGUGAUAUCCAUAUCCCAUGAAAGAACAAGGACAAUCCCUGUGCUACUAUUCUCUUACGCUUGUGAUUCCCUUUGUAGUCAAGAUCAGAUAUUUAGCUUGACUGUUUAAGAGAGCUGCUGAGCAGAAUCAGGAUGCUUCUCUACGAAGGAAGGGAAUUCAGCAGGCAAAAGAAGUUUACUGAGACGCUGCUCCACAAGGUUAGGUCUGCACACACAAGCUCUGCUGAGCAGAAAGACUGGUAUACUGUAUUGUGCGAUAGUUACCAUGAAUACCCUGGUGACUGGCUUGCUACUCUCAGUUCUGACUCUGAGACUUCAGGAACUCGUGGAUGCAUGUACCUGCCUUCCAGUUCACCCACAAACAGCAUUUUGUAAUUCUGAUAUAGUGAUACGAGUAUCGGUCACUAGUAAAAGUUUGGUUUCUUCUAACAACAUGGAACCUUAUACGAUCCAAUAUGCAGUAAAGCAAGAAAAGAUUUAUGAAGGAUUUGAAAAGAAGAAAAUGGUGGAAUAUGUCUACACAGCUUCUAGCUCUGCUGCAUGUGGUGUAGAGCUCAAACUCAGUAUUCAGUACCUCAUAACAGGCCAACUUGAUACUCAGGGAAAAGUUCAUAUUGGGAUUUGUAAUUGGAUUGUCCCAUGGGAUGAUUUAACUUCAUUGCAAAAACGGAACCUGAAGUGGAACAAAUACAAAACAGGCUGCUCCUGUCAAAUUGUCAGCUGCCACAGCCUACCAUGCUCUUCUCCAGCAAAGAACCAGUGCAUUUGGACUGACCUGGCAACUGAGAAGACCCCAGCUGGAUCUCAGGCAAAGUACAAUGUCUGCAUGAAGAGAGAUGAUGGUUUCUGUCACUGGUGCGGAGAAGGAUCAGCCAGUGCGAAUGAGAAUAUCUAUUACAGCGAACCCUGAAUCUCCCUUCACCCCACAAAAGUUGUGUUUCUCCAUCGGCUGCAGGUGGUGCAGCAGUAUCAAAGAUCCCUAGGUUCUUCUGUUUAUACAAACAUUUUAUUGGCUUACUGCAUUCUUAUUUGCUAUGUGAAGCAUAGCACUUUCUUCGUUCGCUCUUACCCUAAUGAAUGAAAAAAGUUAUGGCCCCUCACUAGAUUCUGCUGCAAUGAUAGGUUUUGUCACAUGAGGCAAACUGAAACAUAACCACCACCACACUUCUUGUAAAAAGUAUAUCAGCUCUGUAUUUGACUGGUGAAGUUUUACAUCAAAACUGUUCUCAGUGGAACUAGAAAGAAAAAAAAUGUCUUGGUAAUUAGGAAUGAUGCUGGAUUAAUUAUCUUUUUCAAGACUUUUGAAAAUCAAGGUUAAAAAUCUAAUGUGCAACAAUUUAAUUUUUGCACUGAUGGUGAUGAGAUUACAAUCAAAAUUUGUUUUUUUUAAGGCUGUGCUACAUACAAGAAUAUAUUAAAAUGUGGUUGACAGCACAAAGGACACAUCAGCUGCCAUUAUGUGUGAUACAUCAGGACAAAUGAACAUGAUGAGUGGUAACAAUCAAAAAAGGCUGUUUCUUCCUUUGUCCCGUGAAAUAUUCAAUUUUUUAAAAAAAAUCCUUUUGAGGGACAGAGUCCUAUUAAAAGGAAAUUGUUUGUUUUCAGAAGUUUAGUACCAAAUAAAAUGAAUUAUCAGAUGAUCUUAUUAGCAUUCUUUGCCCCAUUGCCUGUGGUAAAAUAUAAUCUGCGCUGGCGCUACAAAGGAUAAAGUGGGGCUACAGCCAAAUGUCAUAUACUUGAGCACAAUGUAUGCAUGCUAGAUCUUAAGUUAUCUCAGAUAUAUGUUGUGUAAAAAAAAAAAUUCAGUGUUUUAUCAUUCACCUACUGUAGCAAGACCAGUAACUGAUGUUCACGAAUUAUUUGGCCCACAAAAUACUGGUUCUAACCGCUUUUUAAAAAGAUAGUUAUUAGAAACUAUGUACACUUGAAAAAUUCUGGGAAUGAAUACAAGGAUAGAACAUCAUAACUAGUGGGGACCCCAAGAAUCAGCCUUCAAGCUUGUAUACUUGUAAAUACCAUAAAUUUCUCAUUGAAAAUUUUUGAUUGCUUUAACUUACUAGGUACAAAAGGGAACUGGGAAAAAAUUUUUUUAAUCAGAAUAUUCAAUCUAAUUAUUUAACUAAUUUCAAAGUUUCUUCAAAUUCAGUUAAAAAAGCACAAAACUGAAAUUGACAAUAUAUUCAAAUUUAAGUCCAAUUCCUUUGCAGUUCCUCCUUCAUUUUCAGUCAAACCACAUAAGUUUGAAAUGUACUCAUUUAUAAACUGCUUUAAAAUAAAGAUACAAAAUAUUCUCAUUAGAUGUUUGUUGUGCUUUG